Molecule: messenger RNA, 1041 nt
Organism: Fonsecaea nubica
Lineage: Eukaryota; Fungi; Ascomycota; Eurotiomycetes; Chaetothyriales; Herpotrichiellaceae
Product: 60S ribosomal protein L3, variant
Exons: 3
Coding region: 1-1041 (346 amino acids)
Biological process (GO): ribosomal large subunit assembly; translation
Cellular component (GO): ribosome; cytosolic large ribosomal subunit
Molecular function (GO): RNA binding; structural constituent of ribosome
Source: RefSeq, a predicted model, not a curated record
AUGGGAUACAAGGCCGGGAUGACCACCAUUGUCCGCGAUCUUGAUAGACCUGGCGCGAAGAUGCACAAGAAAGAGAUUGUCGAAGCUGUCACUGUGAUCGAGACGCCCCCGAUGAUCGUCGUCGGCCUCGUCGGCUACAUAGAGACACCCCGCGGCCUGCGGUCCCUUACCACUGUGUGGGCAGAGCAUCUGUCUGACGAAGUCAAGCGCCGCUUCUACAAGAACUGGUACCGGUCGAAGAAGAAGGCAUUCACCAAAUACGCAAAGAAACACUCGGAGAACAAAGGUUCCUCGAUCACUCGGGAACUCGAGCGCAUCAAGAAAUACUGCACAGUCGUCCGUGUACUUGCUCAUACUCAAAUCCGUCAGACACCCCUCAAGCAAAAGAAGGCGCACUUGAUGGAGAUUCAGAUCAACGGUGGCAGCGUGGCAGACAAGGUCGAAUUUGGCCACGGCCUGUUCGAGAAGCCGGUUGAGAUUGACACCAUCUUCGAGCAAGACGAGAUGAUUGACUGCAUCGCUGUCACCAAGGGUCAUGGUUUCCAGGGCGUCACCAGCAGAUGGGGCACCAAGAAGCUUCCCAGAAAGACGCACAAGGGUCUGAGAAAGGUUGCCUGUAUUGGUGCCUGGCAUCCUUCGCACGUCCAAUGGACUGUUGCCCGCGCCGGUCAAAUGGGUUACCAUCAUCGUACCUCUGUCAACCACAAGGUCUACCGCAUUGGCAAGGGCAAGGAUGAGAAGAAUGCGGCCACCGACUUCGACGUCGUGAACAAGCAGAUCACCCCCUUGGGUGGUUUCGUCCGUUAUGGCGAGGUCAAGAACGACUUCGUCCUCCUCAAGGGCUCUGUCCCCGGCGUCAAGAAGCGAGUCAUGACCCUGCGCAAGUCCAUGUUCCCUCACACCUCUCGCAAGGCUCUGGAGAAGGUCGAACUCAAAUGGAUCGACACGUCGUCCGAGUUCGGUCAUGGUGCAUACCAGACCCCUCAGGAGAAGAGGCAGUUCUUGGGUACGCUCAAGAAGGAUCUUGUUGCUGCUUCAUGA